Messenger RNA from Microdochium trichocladiopsis, 1286 nucleotides. RefSeq names its product glutathione S-transferase. NCBI's taxonomy places the organism in Eukaryota, Fungi, Ascomycota, Sordariomycetes, Xylariales, Microdochiaceae. The transcript has 5 exons. Bases 155 to 958 code for a protein of 267 amino acids. The record is from RefSeq and is a predicted model, not a curated record.
AUUCCUAAGCCACACACCCACCGGCAUGCGCACCUCCGCGUUCCCCACCCUUGUGCGCGUCAGUCGCGGACGGCAGCGAACAUAAAAACCCCCGCUAAGACCUGCCUCACCUUUGGAUGGGGAGUCCUCGAAUAUACAGAGCAGAUUACACCCAAUGACCCAUCGAAUUGCCCAGAUCGCAACGCAAGUAACGAAAACCAUGGCCGCCGACAACUCCAAUAUCCACCUCUACACGGCGCAGACCCCCAACGGCAUCAAGGUCUCCAUCUUGCUGGAGGAGCUUGGCCUCAAGUACGAGACGACAAACAUUGAAAUCAGCAAAAACACCCAGAAGGAGCCUUGGUUCCUGGAGAUCAACCCCAAUGGCCGCAUCCCGGCGCUGACUGACACUUUCACUGAUGGCAAGCCCAUCCGCGUCUUUGAGAGUGGCUCCAUCCUCCAAUACUUGGUGGAUCGCUAUGACACGGAACACAAGGUUUCCUACCCCAAGGAUUCGCGGGAGUACAUAGAGGUCAACAACUGGCUCCAUUGGCAAAUGGGCGGUCUUGGUCCCAUGCAGGGCCAGCUCAACCACUUUAAUCGUUACGCCCCAGAGAAGAUCCAGUAUGGCAUCAACCGCUACAAGGGCGAGGUCCGCCGCCUCUACCGCACCAUGGAGACGCAGCUACAGGCCAACAAGACUGGCUUCCUCGUCGGCGACCGGUGCACAAUUGCCGAUAUCUCUUGCUGGGGCUGGGUGGCUGCUUCGAAGUGGGCUGGUGUCGACAUCGAGGAGUACCCCACGCUGAAGAAAUGGCUGUUCGACCUCGUCAAGCGUCCCGGUUUCGAAAAGGGCCGCAAUGUGCCCUCAAAGCAUGGUGCGCUUGAGCAGUACAAGCUGACGGAAGAGGAGCUCGACGCAAAGGCGGCGGCCACGAGGAACUGGAUUCAGGCUGCGAUGAAGGAGGAGGCCAAGUGAGACGAGCAGCGUUCCAAACCGCGAGACCGGAAUCUGUGAUCUAGUCCGUCAAGAAUUGCCCAAUGCCUAUCCCAGUACUCUGGCGUCUUGGCACAUGCAGGCAUGAAUGGAGUUGAACGCGCAUAUGCAUAUGAAGGGCACUUACGGAAUCGUUGUACUGGUGUCUUGUGUUGAUUGAAGCGUCUGCCACUUUGACCGCUGCUGUUGACCAUCUGGCUCAAAAUCAAGAUUGAAUGACAACCAGAAGGAUAUUUCAAUCAAACCCAAGUAGAGGCCGAAGGGAGUCAUCUGGAACUGUAGCCUAGACGCUAGCCUUGGACGCCACCAG